Messenger RNA from Fonticula alba, 249 nucleotides. RefSeq lists its product as hypothetical. Gene Ontology annotation, cellular component: EKC/KEOPS complex. The transcript is spliced from 3 exons. Bases 1 to 249 code for a protein of 82 amino acids. Lineage: Eukaryota; Rotosphaerida; Fonticulaceae. The record is from RefSeq and is a predicted model, not a curated record.
AUGUCCACGCAUGAACUCACCACUCGAAUCCCUUUCCCCACCGCGCGUCAGGCGGAGAUCGUGCUGCGGAGCGUCAAUGCCGACCCCGAGCCGGUUGCCAGUGUCCUCAACCGAACGAUGGAAGUCCAGGAUAAUGUCCUCCUCAUCACAAUUCGGUCGGAGUCCCUUAAGACCAUCCGUUCCUGCAUGAGCUCCAUGCUGGAUAUGAUCCAACUCUCGAUCGAGACCCAGGCUCGGUUCUCGCUCUGA